Messenger RNA from Pseudovirgaria hyperparasitica, 819 nucleotides. RefSeq lists its product as uncharacterized. The coding region runs from base 201 to 782 and encodes 193 amino acids. The record is from RefSeq and is a predicted model, not a curated record. NCBI's taxonomy places the organism in Eukaryota, Fungi, Ascomycota, Dothideomycetes, Acrospermales, Acrospermaceae. The transcript has a single exon.
CGACUUAAACCUAUGAACCGGCGUACGGUAGAUUACUCCGCCUUUUAUACUUAGCUACAGCUGUUCAGGCCAGAUCAGCCUUGCAAAUUCAAGAAGCUGACCAUACUAACUAACUGACUACUUAACAAGCGCAACAUUCGAUCCUUCAUACUGCAAAUCCUAAUACUAGGCAGAAACCCAAUCCGAAAUUGUAAUCAAUUAUGAACCCAUCGCCCCAGCGCAACAUGUCUACUGAUCCCAUUUCAAACCUCCCUCCAUAUACCCGCUACAUCACUACCCAUGACUCCAAUGGCAAAGCCAUCGUCGAUACCACAUUCGACAUUCACACUCCAAAGUCUACCUUCCCGGGAGGCUCAACUUUCCACCUCGACUACUCCACUACGCGCGUGCCACACUCCUUCGCCGCCAACACAGACCUAAUUUCCUACAAAUCCGAUGCCGAUAACAAAGCCAAGCUGCCCCCAGCAUACCGCACGCCUGGUGGUACAGUCAUGCAGCACAGUGAGACCCCGCCGCUAGGUCUGAGCCCGCUGCAUCGCACAACGACACUGGAUUAUAUGGUCGUGCUCGAGGGCGAGAUCGAAUUGAUAUUGGACAGUGGGGAGACGAGGAGGUGUAAGCGGGGCGACACAGUCAUUCAGCGCGGGACCAUGCAUGCGUGGCGCAACCCUAGUUCGACAGAGUGGUGUCGUAUGUUGUUUGUGUUGACGCCUGCGGAGGAGCUGGAGGUUGGCGGGGAGACCUUAAGAGAGGAGUUCAGAGGGAAGCCAGAUGCUCAGUAAGAUCUAAUCUUGAAAGCUCAGCAAAUGGAAAUAUCCA